Saccharomycodes ludwigii is the source of this 1329-nucleotide messenger RNA. RefSeq names its product pseudouridine synthase PUS6 (gene PUS6). NCBI's taxonomy places the organism in Eukaryota, Fungi, Ascomycota, Saccharomycetes, Saccharomycodales, Saccharomycodaceae. Gene Ontology annotation, molecular function: RNA binding; pseudouridine synthase activity. The transcript has a single exon. The record is from RefSeq and is a predicted model, not a curated record. Gene Ontology annotation, biological process: pseudouridine synthesis. The coding region runs from base 1 to 1329 and encodes 442 amino acids.
AUGUCAUCUCCGGCUACAUCUUCAUUUGAAGUUAUUUUCCACAACGGGCUGAGAAAAAUUAAACCUUAUUACGAUUCUCGAAAAACAUUUGUUAAAGGUAGAUGGUUUGGCAAAACCUUGCUGCAAAUAUUAACUGAUGAAUUUAAAUAUAAUACAAAAGAACAACAUUUAGAAAGUAUCAAAAAAGGAAAUUUCACAUUACUUAGGCCCAAAAAUAAGGAUUAUAUUACUAAAACAACUAAUUAUAAAAGCAGUGGUAUAGAAAAUGACCCUAGUUACGAAAAAUUAGGUUUCGAACAAUUAUUAGCUACCACAGUUGAAAAUAAAGACAUAUUAUUGAGUGUCUUACACAAACACGAGCCACCUAUUCUUCAAUGGUGUCGUGAAGAACUAACAACCAACAAUGAACAUGACCAGAAAAAGUUAAUAUGCGGAAUUGAAGUGGUUUAUGAAGAUGAGGAAAUUUUGGUAAUUAAUAAACCAAGUGGAAUUCCAAUUCAUCCAACUUCAAAUUUUUAUCAAAAUACUUUGGUACAGUUGCUUUACAAUGAAGUUGGUAUCGAAUUCUGUCCAUGCUAUAGAUUAGAUAAAAUUACUUCAGGAUUAUUAAUAUUGGGCAAAAAUGGCAAAAUAGCCAAUAAAAUUCAACAAAGAAUACGUGCUCGCAAUAUGAAUAAAAUAUACUUUGCUAGAGUCAGAGGGAGGUUCCCAGGUAAACCACUUAUAGAAAUGGCUCAUAAUAACGCUGAAAAAAAAGAGAUACAAGACGAUAUCUUUAAUAAACUAUUUAUGGAUGAAAAAACUUUUGAUAUUAUAAAAAAAACCACUCCAAUAUAUUCAAUUGAUCCCAAAAAGCAAUACCCAGCAGGGUUAGGUGUUCCGAAAAACGCAGAAACUUGGUUUCAAUUUUAUAAAUAUCUUCCCGAACAAAAUCAAUCGAUUGUAAUUUGCAAACCAUUAACUGGCAGAACCCACCAAAUCAGAAUACAUUUGUCUAGAAUAGGCCAUCCGAUAGUAGGCGAUCCAUUUUAUGACCCCGUCACAGCCACAUAUCCUAAAAGACUAAACUUUUUUUUAAAUCAUGAAGAUUGGACUAAAGAUUUAAUUUUAGAAGAGGGUAGAAAACAGAUAUUUGAAGAAUUGAUGCAAGAAUUUAAAGAUGUUCAAGAAAUAAGGGGUAAGGAAGAUAAAUACUGUGAAGAAUGUGGCGGACUCAUAAUGUGUGAUCCUCCCAAACGUGAAUUAUCGCUAUAUUUACACGCAUUUAAAUAUUAUUCUGACGACGGCUUAUAUAAUUAUCAAACAAGUCCACCAGAGUGGAUUGAUUAA